Nematocida ausubeli is the source of this 627-nucleotide messenger RNA. RefSeq lists its product as uncharacterized. Lineage: Eukaryota; Fungi; Microsporidia. Gene Ontology annotation, molecular function: GTP binding; GTPase activity. The transcript has a single exon. The record is from RefSeq and is a predicted model, not a curated record. The coding region runs from base 1 to 627 and encodes 208 amino acids.
AUGCAGGGAGAGUGUUUACAGCUGAAGCUGCUCAUAAUUGGAGAAAGUAACGUGGGAAAGACCUCGAUCCUCCAAAGAUUCAUUGAUAACAAGUUUGAAAAGACGUUCUCAACCACAAUAGGAAUAGAUUUCAGGUCUAAGGCCAUAAAAGUCGAUGGAAAGGAAAUUGAGCUGCAAAUAUGGGACACAGCAGGACAAGAGAGAUUCUUCUCAAUUACAAGAAGCUAUUACAGAGGCUCAGAUGGAAUAUUUCUGACCUUUGACCUGACCUCAGAGAGCUCCUUUGCCUCCCUCACUAAGUGGAUUGGGGAAAUAAAGGAAAAGGUCGAUGAGAAAGUCCCUGUUUUCUUGCUGGGAAACAAGAAGGACCUGCUGAAGGGCUCAGAAAGUGAAAUAAACCUGCUGGCCACUGUGAGCAGAAUAAAGGAGAUAUCUGAAGAGCUGAAGGUGCCUUGGUACAGCACAAGCGCAAAGAGUGGAGAGAACAUUGAAGAAAUAUUUAUGGAUAUGGCACGCACAAUUCUUCAUAACAAAGGUAGCUCUAUUAAGAAGCCAUCCAAGAAAAAGGGAUUUAAGAUGUCAAAGGUCAAAGUGAGUGACAUGUUUUGGUGUUUCAAAUUUAAAUAA